Messenger RNA from Python bivittatus (Burmese python), 1441 nucleotides. It is a transcript of the gene OMP, whose product is annotated as olfactory marker protein. Gene Ontology annotation, biological process: signal transduction; sensory perception of smell. Gene Ontology annotation, cellular component: neuronal cell body; nucleus; axon. NCBI's taxonomy places the organism in Eukaryota, Metazoa, Chordata, Lepidosauria, Squamata, Pythonidae. The record is from RefSeq and is a predicted model, not a curated record.
AGAGGUUUCAUCUGGUUCACAAUGCAGCUGCAGAGCUGUUGAUCAAAACAUCCAGUCGUGACUCCCAUUUGGCGGGGUCAAAAGCAUUUUGCCAGCUACCACUCAAAUACCCGGGCAGAAUUCCAAGGGCUUGGUUUCUAAAAACCCUCUUUAAAUCCUAAAAGACUCUGGAACCAGGGCCAUUGGGCAGACUGCCUGGGUUUCAAUCACCAUUAGGAAAAACGUUUGCAAUUACCUUGAUAGAAAGCCUUCUUCGACAUCUCCUCCUUCCCCCCGCCGUUUGACCACAGGCUGGUUGGGAAGCAUGGGAGUUGUAUUUUUGCCAGUCUCGAGGGCUAAAAUUUGGUUGGACGGCUCCUCCACAGAGGAAACAAGACAUGGGGAAAAGAUGGAUGUACGUUACAAUCUGGGUAGGUUUUAUUACAGACUCAACGGUACCGGGACCAAGUCCUUGCUCCAGAUGCAUGGUGCCUAUUGAAAAGCUCUCCCCAAAAGUCAAUCUCUCCCUCCCUUCCUCCCCCUGUCCAGGAGGGAGCCCCCUUUGCCCCGAGGGGACCUCAUUUAAAGCUAAACGUGUUCUUGCUUGGGAACGGUUGUUAAGCCAGGUUGUUAGGGCAGCAGAUGUCAAGAGACUCAGCUCCGUAGAUGAUUGUAACCAUCUAUGAACGUGUUCCUCCCUGGGAAAUGAGGGGCCCAGAGGAAACCCCCUCGGGCACUCUGCUUCCCUGGCCCAGGUUGCUUAGCAUCACUGGGGUACCAGCCAGCCAGCGAGAGAAGCAGAUCCUAUUUCCUGUUGCCUGCCAAACAUCUCGGCCACUUGCAGGACCGCGCUGCCCUGCAGAGUCUCGCCACAGAAGGAGAUCGGGAAGAAGAGGUGGCGCAGGAGAAUUAUGAGUUCAGAGGCUGCCGAGCUGGAACUGCCCUUGGUCCAAGACGUCCAGCUAACCAAGUGCAUGAGAAUCCGGGUGAAGAGCCUCCAGCACAAGAACGAGAAGCCUCAGGACGGCGAGAAACUCCUCCAGGCAAACGAAUUCAUUUUCCGAGUGGAUUUCUCUCGCCAGCACGGCCUCCGUUUCCUGCGCUGGAAUGUGGCCCUGGACAAGCCAGGCAAGGCCACCGUCACUGGAACUUCUCAGCACUGGACCCCGGACUUGACCAACCUUAUGCGAAGGCAGCUCCUGGAACCGGUUGGGGUUUUUUGGAAGAAGCCGGAGGCGCAGGAAGUGGAGUGCGAUGAAGCUGAUGCUCUGGAGUUUGGAGAGCGGCUGGUGGAGCUGGCCAAAAUUCGGAAGGUGAUGUAUUUCCUGGUGGCCUUCGCCGAUGGUCUCGAGCCAGCUCACCUCAAAUGCUCGGUGACAUUCAGAGUCUGAAUUCUGUCCUCUUUGGCACCCCCCCCCCCGAAAUGUUCUGCUUUCAUUCUCCUGCUUUGGGCUCUGCGGCU